Molecule: messenger RNA, 768 nt
Organism: Ceutorhynchus assimilis (cabbage seed weevil)
Lineage: Eukaryota; Metazoa; Arthropoda; Insecta; Coleoptera; Curculionidae
Source: the annotation of a GenBank genome assembly
AUGGACGAAGAAGCAAAACUAAAAAUCAAACAAGAAAAAACACAAAAAUGCUUUAAGUGCAACUUGUGCUCGAAAACAUUUUCACGCAAAGACGCCCUUAAAGCUCAUCACACUUGCAAACAUACAGACAAAGAAUUACGAGUGCAUUAUCCUUGCGAUGUUUGCGGCCAAACAUUCCUAGACAAAUCCAGAGUGAAUGCGCACGUAAAACGAACUCACCUCAAACAAUUCAAAUACCACUGCUCCAAAUGCAACAAAGGUUUUUUAUAUGUGGGUGAAUUAAAUCAUCACGUCAAAACAAUCCACAAUAAACCUAGCGUCACACUAAUCAGCUGUACAUUCCAAGGCUGCAACAAAGUCUUCAAAACCCAAAGUUCCCUAAAGUACCACUUGCACAACCACGAACCCAACAAGUCCACGUUUAUUUGCGACAAGUGCGGCAAAAUCUUCACGCAUCCUCUAUUAUACCGCAAACACUUGCGCAAGUACCAACGUGAACGUAAAGUGUACACUUGCCAGAUUUGCGACAAAGCCAUUGCGUCGUUGUGGAGUCUUGAGGAACAUAUGCGGCUGCACAGCGGCGAAAAACCUUUCAUAUGCGAACAUUGUGGCAAAGGGUUUAGGACUAGGGUGAUUUUGAGGGCACAUAUUGUCGUGCAUACGAAGGAGAAAAAUCACGUUUGUCCUUAUUGCGGCAAAGCGUUCACGCAACGGAGUCCUUUGAAGUGUCACAUGGUACGAUUUCAUCCGGAGAAAUUGAAAACUUAA